Pogona vitticeps (central bearded dragon) is the source of this 318-nucleotide messenger RNA. The record is from RefSeq and is a predicted model, not a curated record. NCBI's taxonomy places the organism in Eukaryota, Metazoa, Chordata, Lepidosauria, Squamata, Agamidae.
CUGCCUGGAAGGAUGUUCUCCUCGGCAAAGCCAUACGAAAACCAGCGCUACGCGGCCUUGAAGAAGGACUGCCAACGGAGGAAGGUGCUUUUCGAAGACCCACUGUUCCCAGCCAACGACGACUCGCUGUUCUACAAGUCGAGGAUUCAGGGUAUCCAGUGGAAGCGGCCAAAGGAGAUCUGCGACGACCCCCACCUCUUUGUGGAUGGCAUCAGCUGCCACGAUUUGCACCAGGGGCAGGUGGGGAACUGCUGGUUCGUGGCGGCUUGCUCCUCCCUGGCGUCCAGGGAGUCCCUCUGGCAAAAGUGGAGCAUAUAA